Molecule: messenger RNA, 1739 nt
Organism: Brachypodium distachyon (stiff brome)
Lineage: Eukaryota; Viridiplantae; Streptophyta; Magnoliopsida; Poales; Poaceae
Product: probable carboxylesterase 2
Exons: 1
Coding region: 541-1491 (316 amino acids)
Molecular function (GO): hydrolase activity
Source: RefSeq, a predicted model, not a curated record
AGUUAAACUGAAAGAAGAAAAUAGGAGCUAUGUUGGAGUGUUGGACCGACCCAAGAAGCUGCCCAAAGAGUGAGUAUCCGGCUCGUACUCUCUUGUAUUUAUUUCUCAGGCCCAUGCUAUAAUCCAAGGAUCCAAGUAAAAACAGGCCCAUAUGUGAUGGUACAAUUUGUUCCAUGUAUAAUCGUUCGCAAACAACAAUUCGGCCCAGCCAUAUCGAUAUCUUCCGACGACGGUACAAAUUCCUCUAUGACAAUCCACGGUACAAGUUCGACUUUUUUGUUACAGCACUUAGUUAACUCCUGGAAAUGUGCAGCGGCGGGGAGCACAAGGUCAUCCACGCACGCACACCCGCCAUGUCCCGUGCCGUCAAACUCUUCGUCAACCUCAAUCUUACGAGACACGAUUCUCUCGUCCUCAGUCCUCAUCCUCAAAUGUGCCAGCCACGCUGACGCUGGGUUGCUCACUCGCAGACUCGCUGUCACAGCCUGAGUAAAGUGAUAACCGCCGGCCGUGCCAGCGCCACCGCGCCGCAUCGUGCGAAUGGACCCAGACUCCGAGGUCACGUUCGAGUUCGUGCCGGUGAUCCGGCAGUACAAGAGCGGCCGCGUCGAGCGCCUCCUCCCAACCAACCCCGUCCCGCCCUCCGUCGACGCCGCCACCGGCGUCACCUCCAAGGACGCCACCGUCGACCCGGCCACCGGCCUCUGGGCGCGCCUCUACCUCCCCGCCGCAGGCGCAGACGACAAGCUCGCCAUCGUGGUCUACCUCCACGGCGGCGGCCUGGUGGCCGGGUCCGCCGCGGACGCGCCGGAGCACGCGUUCCUCAACCGCCUGUGCGCCCGCGCGCGCGUCCUCGCCGUGUCCGUCGAGUACCGCCUCGCGCCCGAGCACCCCGUCCCCGCGUGCUACGACGACGCGUGGGCCGCGCUCCGGUGGGCCGCCUCCGCCGCGGACCCAUGGAUCCGGGACCACGGCGACCGGGACCGGGUCUUCGUCGUCGGGUACAGCGCCGGCGGCAACAUCGCCCACAACGUCGCGCUCCGCGCCGCAGGCUCCGACCGGCCGGUCCGCAUCGGUGGGCUUGGGCUCGUCCACCCAUACUUCCUCUCGGGCGAGAAGGGCCUGGCCGAGGGCGAGAUGAAGCACGCGUGGCUGAGGGCCAAGCUGGAGGAGAUGUGGGCCUUCGCGUGCGCGGGCCGCACCACCGGGCUGGAUGACCCGCGGGUCAACCCGGUGGCCGACGGCGCGGAGAGCUUGACGCGGCUCCGGCUCGCCUGCGGCCGCGUCCUGGUCUGCCUCGCGGAGGACGAGCUGUGGUUCAGAGGCAAGGCGUACUACGACGGGUUGCUGGGGAGCGGAUGGGCGGAGGAGGACGCCGAGCUGCUGGACUCCGUCGGGGAGGAUCACCAGUUCUUCCUCCAGGAGCCUGAGAGUGCCAUGGCGCUUGCUCUCAUGGACCGGUUGGUCGCGCUCUUCAGCCGGAACCAAUAGAACGGCGGACGCGCACUGCGACCGCUGUUGCUCUGAAUUGUUGUGUACUGUUGUCUGGCGUGACCUUGCCACGUUGCAGAUGCAUCCGUUAAUUAAAUCGCUCCUUAAAUCAAAGGAUGGGGCUCGUGAGCAAAAUUAUACCGGCGAUUAGUCCAUGUUGCUGUUUAUUUCGUCUGAAGUCGAUCGGCUGGUUCAUUUGUACUGAUGCGCGUAUUUCAAUCAGAUGAGGUAUUCUUGUUUGACUUGUA